This is a messenger RNA of Solanum dulcamara, 2713 nucleotides long. RefSeq names its product wall-associated receptor kinase-like 14. The coding region runs from base 392 to 2503 and encodes 703 amino acids. The record is from RefSeq and is a predicted model, not a curated record. Gene Ontology annotation, biological process: protein phosphorylation. Gene Ontology annotation, molecular function: ATP binding; protein kinase activity. NCBI's taxonomy places the organism in Eukaryota, Viridiplantae, Streptophyta, Magnoliopsida, Solanales, Solanaceae. The transcript has 4 exons.
AAUGUAAUGGACAGUAGAUGUGGAAAGUGAGAAAGGCACCAAUUUGCACAGGACGCAUUAAAAUAGAUUUUAAAAUGUAUAAAUAGGAAAGUUGAAAAUGGAAAUGCGCUGCGUGUGAGUAAAAGAAGCUUCUUCCCCGCUGUAUUUUAAGGUCUUCCUUCUCAUAAAAAUCAGAUUACUGUUUGAUAGCUUCAUUGUUAGGAAACCCAGUUUUUGCAGAGCUGUUUUGGAGCUCAAAUAUCUGGACUCUUUAAUUGCUACCAAUCAAAGAAAGGAAAAUUUGCAGAUGAAGAGAGAGAGAGAGAGAGAGAAGUAAAAGCUAAGCUCGACAUUAAUACAUGAAACCAGUCCACGAAGCAAAUGAUUGUUCUCUUUAAUUCAAUUUCGAACCAUGGUUUUUCAUCAGAUGAUUGUUAUUAGAUUCGUUUUCUCAAUUUUAUUGGGUUGGUUAUCAUCAUCAUCAGUUGGGGCUACUAAUUCAACUAAAUGUGAUCAGUACUGUGGAGCAGCUGGUUCUAAUGGUCCACGUGUUUCUUAUCCAUUUGGGUUUUCGGAGGGUUGUGGGAUUCGUUUGGAUUGUACUGAAAGUACUGGAGAAAUCAGAAUUGGGGAAUAUCAAAUACAGAAUGUAACUUCAGAGACUCUGAUGGUCAACUUCCCGGUGAAUUGCAGCCGUCAGAUUGAGGAUCUUCAACAAUUUGAUCGAACCAACUUUGGUAUGACUUGGAGAAAUGGGCUGCUUCUACAGAAUUGUAAAGUUCCGAAGAGCGAGUGUACUAUACCAUCGGAACUUUUAAGCGGGCGUUUGAACAUACAGUCAUGUGAUUCGAAGAAAGAGAAUGUCAGUUGUUAUUCAGCGGUGGCGGCUGAUUAUUUGGAUUACCAGAAACUGAGGAAUACAGGGUGUGGAAUUGUGGUUUCGUCCAUCUUGAUUGGUAUGGAUAAUGAUACAAAGAAGAGUUCUGCCAUGUUCCUGGAAUUUCAGACGAUGGAAUUGGCAUGGGGAUUGGAAGGGGAUUGUGCAUGUGAUGACGAUGCAAAUUGUACCAACGUUUCUCUUCCAAGGAACCGAAAAGGUUUCCGGUGCCGGUGUAAAGAUGGAUUCGUCGGUGAUGGUUUCCGCGACGGUGAUGGGUGCCGGAAAGUUUCUAGAUGCAAUCCUUCCAGAUACCUUUCUGGCCGAUGUGGUGGAACUACAAGAGUUGGUGUGCUCGUUGGAGGGAUUAUUGUUGGAGCUGGUUUAAUGGUUGCUCUAGCUUUUCUUUGCUACUGCAUUCGAAGACGUUCGACAUCUCUCAAGAAAAGAAUGAGCGCCAGACGCCUUCUAUCUGAAGCUGCCGGCAGCAACAGUGUUCCUGUAUUUCAAUACAAAGAAAUUGAGAGGGCAACAAAUAGUUUCUCUGAGAAACAGAGGCUGGGAAUAGGGGCUUAUGGCACAGUUUAUGCUGGAAAGCUCCACAGUGAUGAAUGGGUUGCAAUUAAGAAACUAAGACAUCGAGAUCCGGAUGGUGUUGAACAAGUGAUGAAUGAGGUUAAGCUUUUGUCCUCUGUAAGUCAUCCAAACUUGGUCCGCCUCUUAGGUUGUUGUAUUGAAAAUGGUGAACAGAUUCUUGUUUAUGAAUUUAUGCCCAAUGGAACUCUAGCUCAGCAUCUACAGAGAGAAAGGGGUUCAGGACUUCCAUGGACAAUACGUCUCACUAUCGCCACAGAAACUGCUCAUGCAAUUGCUCACCUUCACUCAGCAAUGAAUCCACCAAUAUACCACAGGGAUAUCAAAUCAAGUAACAUACUAUUGGAUUACAACUUCAACUCAAAGGUUGCAGACUUUGGUCUUUCCAGAUUUGGCAUGACAGAUGAUUCCCACAUUUCUACAGCACCACAAGGUACUCCAGGUUAUGUGGAUCCUCAGUACCAUCAGAAUUACCAUCUUUCGGACAAGAGUGAUGUGUACAGCUUUGGGGUGGUUCUUGUAGAAAUCAUUACAGCACUGAAAGUGGUUGAUUUCUCUAGAUCACACAGUGAGAUUAAUUUGGCUGCACUUGCAAUCGACAGGAUAGGGAAGGGUCGUGUGGAUGAGAUCAUCGAUCCAUUUCUCGAGCCACACAGAGAUGCAUGGACUCUAUCAUCAGUUCAUAGAGUUGCAGAGCUUGCUUUCAGAUGCCUUGCAUUUCAUAGGGAUAUGAGGCCUUCAAUGACAGAAGUGGCAGAUGAGCUAGAACAGAUCAGGCUCAGCAGUUGGGCAUCAUUAGAGGACAAUGUGUGUAUGACUUCAUCAGUGAAUUCUUCUUGCUCAUCUCCCCGAAGUAUGAGCGAGACAUCUUUUCGUAGUACAACUAAGAAAGGAAUUGGGAGUAGAAGGUUGAUUGUUCCGCAGAAGUUAGCGAAUUCACUGGCAACCAUGGAGGAAAUAAAGGAUAGGUCCCCCGUUUCUGUGCAGGAUCCUUGGUUAAGUGAAGAGAGUCCCCCUUCAACAAACAGAUUAUUAGGUAAUUCUGGUCGAUGAUGACUUGAAAAAAAAAAGUUUGCUCUAGGUAGAAAACUGAGGUGAUCACCUGUAAUCUAUUACCAACCUUUCUUGCCUUCUGAUCUAGUGACUAAUACCAAAGAGUAAUACAAGAGUUCUCUUUGUAUCCAAACUUAUAUUGCUUCUGCUGCUUCAUACGCAGACUUAUACAUUAUGAAGAAUGUGAAAUAGUAUUUGCAGUGCCAUGAA